Molecule: messenger RNA, 628 nt
Organism: Ciona intestinalis (vase tunicate)
Lineage: Eukaryota; Metazoa; Chordata; Ascidiacea; Phlebobranchia; Cionidae
Source: RefSeq, a predicted model, not a curated record
GUAAUAUUUGCAAUCAUAUGUAGUUUAUACAAGCAACAUGACCAAUGUAAUGUUAGAAGAUGCAUUAUCUAAUGUUGAUUUGUUAGAGGAGUUACCUCUACCUGACCAACAGCCAUGUAUUGAACCUCUGCCAACAUCCCUUGUGUAUCAAGCAAACUUCGAUACAAACUUUGAGGAUCGGAACGCUUUUGUAACGGGGGUGGCAAAGUACAUUGAAGAAGCCACAGUUCACUCGAAUAUGAACGCGAUGUUAGAGGAAGGCCACACAUACGCAGUAAUGUUGUACACCUGGCGUAGUUGUUCGCGUGCUAUACCACAAGUUAAAUGCAAUGAACAAGCAAACAGAUCCGAGAUUUAUGAAAAGACCGUCCAAGUUCUGGAGCCUGAGGUUCAAAAACUGAUGAAGUUCAUGCAUUUUCAGAAACUUGCUGUUGAAAAGUUCAUGGGGGAAGUGAAGCGUUUAUGNCNNNNGGAGCGUCGUAAAGACUUUGUAUCUGAAGCUUACCUUCUUACACUGGGGAAGUUUAUUAAUAUGUUUGCUGUGUUGGAUGCGUUGAAGAAUAUGAAAAGCAGCGUCAAGAAUGAUUAUUCAGCUUAUAGGAGGUAAUGUUGUGUUUACUUGAAACCA